Messenger RNA from Mercenaria mercenaria, 1997 nucleotides. RefSeq names its product peroxisomal sarcosine oxidase-like. The coding region runs from base 460 to 1617 and encodes 385 amino acids. Gene Ontology annotation, molecular function: sarcosine oxidase activity; L-pipecolate oxidase activity; flavin adenine dinucleotide binding. The transcript is spliced from 8 exons. The record is from RefSeq and is a predicted model, not a curated record. NCBI's taxonomy places the organism in Eukaryota, Metazoa, Mollusca, Bivalvia, Venerida, Veneridae. Gene Ontology annotation, cellular component: peroxisome.
AAGAUAGUCAUUGGAUAUUUUUAAGAUUUUUAAGACAGUAUAUUCAAUUUGUAUAAACACUAUCAGUUAAAAAUGUCAAAAACGCCAUGUUUUAAAGUCAGCAAUUACAUUUAGUUUAAUUUUAAUUCAGAUUUUGUAAAUUUCAAUGUUUAAUGUGUUGUUAUAGAAAACAAUUAUUUGUGUCAAGUAAGAUAUAUAUAUAUCUACAGUGAUGAGGACGCUAAAUAUAGAUCCAAUUUGGUAUGGCCUUACUCAAAUCAAGCAUGCUUUUGCUACUUUCAUAAGUACCGUGACAUUAAUCUCAUGUGCCCUUGAAUACACGGUGAUAAAGCAAACCCUAGAUCUUUACAACUUGUAUCUUUACAACCUUGGAAGUAAUGUUUAGGUAAAUUGUGUCAUCUGUUUAUAUUAAUCUAUGUAACCUUUAUCUAUUUAUGUAAUAUCGAUAUAUUCAAAAUUAUGGAACAUGCGGAUGAAGUUUAUGACGUCAUUGUGGUAGGGGCAGGAAUCGAAGGAUCCUCUACAGCUUAUAACCUUGCAAAGUUUGGCAAAAGAACGCUGCUUUUGGAACAGUUUCCCCUACCCCACAGCAGAGGAAGUUCACAUGGACAGUCGCGUAUUACAAGGAAGGCGUACGGCUCCAGGGAUUUCUACACGCAAAUGAUGGCUGAAGCCUUUGCCAUGACUGAUGAAUUACAAAAAGAAUGCGGGGAACAGCUAUUUAUCAAUUGUGGUUGCCUAGUAAUUGGUCCGAGGACUGCUGACUUUUUGUCCAAGACAAAAUCAUGCUUGAAACGGUACGGCAUUCCUCAUGACCAGUUCGAUAUUUAUGAACAACGCAAAAGGUUUCCGGCUCUGUCAUUUCGGGACGACUUCGAGUUUGUACUCGACAAGUCUGGUGGAUUGUUAAGAUCUGACAAGAUAUUACAGGCUUUUCAGCGUCAAUUUGUUCGGUACGGUGGUGUUCUAUGUGACGGGGAACCAAUGAUAGACCUCUAUCCGGGAACCAUAGUAUCCGUAAAGACGACGAAAGGUUUGCAUCGGGCUAGGAGUGUUGUGUUGACAUUAGGCCCUUGGGCAGCUAAAUUUCUCCCUCGACUUGGCCUAAAUGUGCCUUUACAGCCGCUAAAGAUCACUGUUUGUUACUGGAAAGAAAAGCAUGGCGGCAAUUUCAACAUUGAAAAUUUUCCGACAUUCACAAUGAAUGGCGCCGCUGGAAAGCACCACAUAUAUGGUCUCCCAGCUUGCGAAUAUCCGGGCCUUGUUAAGAUAUGUCUUCAUCACGGUCCAAACAUUGAUCCGGACAACAGGGACGGUGUAGAGAAUGACUGGGUAUUAGACGCGAUGAAAUUAAUCAUUGCCACACACUUCCCUUCUUUAGAAAAAGAACCUAGCAUCGUCGAAACUUGCAUAUAUACGAAUACACCCGAUGAAGAUUUUGUGUUAGAUGUUCAUCCAACAUGGAAAAAUAUAGUGAUUGGUGCAGGAUUUUCAGGUCAUGGGUUCAAGCUGGCUCCAGUUGUAGGCAAGGUCCUUGGCGAACUUGCUACAGGACAGAAACCAUCUUAUGACUUGUCACACUUCAAGAUAAACAGAUUCUUCAAAACUAAACUCUGAGCUUUGCAUUUUUUUUACGUUAAUAUGCGUUGCAAAUAAAAUCGUAUACCGGAUUUUUUAUCAUUCAUUUUGGCCCGUCUCGACGGGUCGGUAUUACGAUGGGAUUUUUCUUUAAAAAACAGCGAAAAAGACCGAAGCUUUCGAAUCCCAUGUUGGCGUUUUUACCUUUCUUUCUAUACACGCAAUUGCAAAUGCAUUGGGAAGCUGAGAACCAGCUGUUGCAAUAAAUAAACCCAAAGAGACUCUUUCUAAAUGAAAGUUGUUUUUGUUUGCGUAAUUGGUGGAUGGUAUACUAGCAUAUGUAUUUCGCAGAUAUUUCAGUCUCCGUUAUAUUGAACAUUAGCAUAAUAAACGUGCCGCUGAUCAGCUUUUAUACAAAG